Molecule: messenger RNA, 582 nt
Organism: Peniophora sp. CBMAI 1063
Lineage: Eukaryota; Fungi; Basidiomycota; Agaricomycetes; Russulales; Peniophoraceae
Source: the annotation of a GenBank genome assembly
AUGCCUCGAGCUUCUACCUCAAAGACCAGUAAAUCUGAAGCCGGUCGCGCGCCCGAAACUGAACGCUUGAUCGACGAGGAGGAAGCGUGCUCUCGGUUCUGUCUAGGGCGAACAGAUCUAGACAGUGUCGAGCCUAACGCCCCAAAGAACGGACAGAUUCUCAAGCAUAGUCUCCGCGACGUGAAGCGUAUCCACGCCAAAGUUGCUGAGAUGGUGAAGACCUUGCAAGCCGGUACGCCGGCAGGGAAAGUUGUGCCUCGGAUCGCCGGCGGCACUCUCACACGCACUGAAGCUAAGGAGCGAUACCAUCUUGAAGACAACCAGAUUAACCGCAUUCGCCCUUGCAAGGUCAAAGUCAUUGAGAGGGAUGGGUGUGAGUUUACUAUGCGCAUCUACAACACCGCCGAUGUCAAAGCUCUAUCCCAGGGAAUCGCGCAACUCGGAGACACGAAAAGUAACCAAGUUGCCUCCAUUGCGCGCGACGCCAUGUCCCAUAGAGAAUUUCUUGAUGAGUUCUAUAACCCGUUUGACGGCGAUCCUGAUGAUGCCGACGCUCUCUUGGCUUCUAUCUUGCACCCCUGA